UAUGGUGCUUUCGAAAUUAAUCCAAUCGAGGGACGUAUCGAUCCUUUCGAAGGCAUAAUUUUUGAAAUUGGGUGAGUCCACAGCGGAUUAUAAAUUAAAGAAAAUAGAACCUGUAAUUUCAAUAUAUAACUGAAUGUUUAGUUUUUGUCCAACAAUGCGAUCAUUAGAAUCUCGAAAAAUAUUAUCUAAGCAAGAAGACUUGAAACAUCAAAAAAUGGAGAAUAAGAAUAAUGAUUUUAUGGCUUUUAUCAGAAUAAUAAAAAUCCGUAAAGCUGCAAUAAAUGUUUCGGCCAUUGACAGCAUAAAGGGAAUUUGUACUGACGAAGCCGUUGAGAAAAUUGACAUGCAAGAAACAUUUUUGGGCCUUUCAAUGUCUUCAAUGUCUAAUUGUUCGAUUGUUCAACCAGCCGAUAAUGAUGUUAGACUUUGUCUUUAUGGUGAGAUGGAAAUAAUUAAGCUCAAUCUAUGGCCCGACAUUCUGUACUUCGGUGAUCUGAAUGUUGGAGAAAUUUCUCAACGUGUCAUUUGUAUUUCAAAUUUAUCGAAGAUUAAAUCAGUUUUGUUACAAUGUCAGCCAAUGGCAGCUGUUCAAUUUAUUCCGGAAUCUGCGAAAUUGAAACCUGAAGGAUCUAUUGAAGUGCUUGUUAAAGUUCAAGCCAGAGAAAAUGGUAAAUCUAUAUUUGCAUUACUAUCCAUUUUUGUUAAUUUUAGGCAUCUUUCGAAUUCGAUAGUUGGACCUUCGUUCGUGCUUUUAAUCAAUGUUAUUGUGGAUUCUGAAGAUUCAGUUUUAUCGAAAUAUCCAACGAAAGUGAAUAUCGAUACUUAUCGCGUAACAUGCAUGCUGAAUGUUCUUCUCAAGACUAAAAGACCGAUGACUCAGUUCGUUACGGGGAUAACGCCAUUGAUAACUCAUGAAGUUGGAUUUAUGACGGAUUGUGUUACUUUUGGUUCGAAUAUAAAGAAACCACAGCAAGCAAUGUUAUUAGUUGAGAAAGAUCCGAAAAGACCAUGGGCAAAUAAAAAAUUAAUUCAUGCAAAUAUUAUCCUCGAUAGUUUACCUGCUUAUCCAAAUGACACACAAAAAUCUUUGAGACCUUAUAGAGGAUUACCAGUGAGAACUAUUUUUACUGGUAAACUGCGUUACUCGGGUGGUCCUAUUCAUCCUGAAGCUUUACCUACUAAACAAGCGAAUAUCGUAAAUAAGCACCGUUUGUAUUGGGCUGCUUAUCUUCAUAUGUCACGUUUGUCACGUAAAAAUAUGAUGAAAACAUCAACGGUAGAAUUUUUUCAUAAUGCAGAUAACGAUGCUGAAAUCAUUUCUCGACUUACACGAAUUCCUAGACAAUUUAAAAAAUUACCACGGAUAUUUCCUUGUGAGGAGUUCCUUGAAAAGACACCUUCGACUUCUGAAAUCAAUGCUGAAGUGCUGAUUCCAUUAUCGCCGUUACAAAUAUAUAAUGUUUACGUUUAUCCUACAGCAAUCGAUUUUGGAAUGGUGGCCUGGAAAACAUUUAGCUAUCGGCAAUUAAUUGCUCAUAACAGAAAUGAAUUUUCAAUAAAAAUUCAAUUUGUAAGUCUGUUAAAAAAUAUCCGAUUUCCUGAAGGGGAUACAAUAAUUUUACAACCUGAAAAGACUGUGACAAAACUCAUUGAGUUUUACAGCGAUCGAAUGGGAAAAUUUAAUAAUUUGAUAAAUUACAAUAUUAAUGACAAUCAUUCUUUCGAAUUGAACAUAAUCGCAGAAAUUGUACUUAAAAAUUUAUCCAUCGACAAGCGAGAAAUUACGAUCGGAAAAAAUUAUUUGGAAGAUGAAUCAUAUCGACCACAGUGGUCCGUUGUCGAGAUUAGAAAUAAAUUGGAUGCUUCAACACACUUCAACUGGAGCAUACCUGCCGCUUCCUGUUUUUCUAUAGAGCCAAAGAAUGGUACUAUACGAGGUAACAGUGUUUUAAAUACAUGUGUUUCAUACAAUGCUGAUCUUUCAAAAUCAUCCUUUGCUGAGAUGAUUAUAAAAUGCGAAAGCGAGAGUUCUUCGAUAUUGCGAUGCAACAUAUUACCCGUAAAGCCAACGGUUAUUUUCGUCAAUGAUCAUAUGAAUUUAGGAGAUUUACCUCUUAAUUUACCAACCAGAGUGUACGGAAUUUUACUCAAUUCUGAAUUAACAGAGGUUUUUUAUGAGAUCGACUCUGCAUCUUUAAUACGUGGAUGCGAAAUUGAUCCACCGAAAGGAAUAGUACCACCAAGAGGGAUCGCUAUUCUCGAGGCAUCUCUCAAAUUCGAUGUAUGCAUCGAUUUUAUCGUUAUGAUUUGCGUUAUUGUUCAAAAAAAUAUAAAAUUACAAUGGAGAAUUACAGGACACGUGCCAUUUCCACGAUUAAAAUUUACACCAUAUUCCAUAGAACAACAUCGUGUAAUCGUAGAUACAUUUCAGAGUCAUUUGAUAAAGGUCACUAAUAUUGGAACAAGUAGAUCAAAAUUACAAUUUGUUUUAGAAGAAUAUCCUGAAUUUAACGUUAUUAUAAUACCAAAUAAGAAGAUUAAUAUCAUAGAGAAAGGGAUGAGUGUGAUAAUUCCAGCAGGAUCAAGUUUUAAUUUUUAUCUACAUUUUCAACCACUGGAUCCAGCAAGUUAUGUUUUUUAUCUUCCGAUUGUUAUCAAUGAUUUACUUGGACCAGUAUCGGAAACAGAUCCGAAAACAUUAAAAUCACAGGAAUAUCUAUCGUCGCAAAAAGAAUUUUAUAAAAAUAUAAAAGGAAUCACGUUUCUUAAAUUACCCUUAAAUCUACCCGUUAUUUCUGUUGAUUUCACAGUUGCUGGACGUAUUGUAAUAUUCAAUAAAUUCACAUUUGUUUUUAAUGUUGCCAGUAACAAUGUGAGUUUUAAGGAACAAUAUGAGCUUAGAAUCGACAAUCCUGACACGUUGAAAGAAGUUACAGUAACUAUAAAAACUGAUAAUUUCAUAGAAAACUGUCCGUUUUAUAUUCAUUGGUUUUGUGGUACCGAACCAACGAUAACUUCGAAGUCAAUUGUCUGUACGUUACUUCCAAAAGAAAAAACUGUUUUUACUAUCGGAUUCAAGCCGAACUGUCGGGGAACUUUCAAGCUCGAAGCCCUAGUUUUUAUACGAAGGAAUUCAGAAGAUAUAUUAUUUAACACAAUCCGUUUCGAUGGUAUAAAUGCAGAAGAAUCAAUAUAUGCGAAUGUCUCUGAAAUAUACCUUUUACCUGCACCUUUUAAUACUUGCGUAGAGGAAAGUUUCAAACUAGAAGCACAAUACUUUGAGCAUACUUCGAACAUUUCAUGGAAUAUAUUACCACCUGAUAGAUGUAGUGGCCAUUUUCAAAAUGAAAUGUUAACCAUUCGCUUUCCAAAUAGUAAUAUUAUUCCUGCGACAUCGUACACCGAAUUAGAUGUUAUUGUUUCUUUUAAAAGCAAUUCAACAGUAUCAUUUUGCUCGAAGAUUGAAUUUCACGCUGAAGGAAGCCUCGUUGUAUGCUUUGUAACAGUUUAUGCGGCAGCAGAUAAUAAUUUGCUGACAACUCAUGCUUAUCUUACAACGUCGUCCGAUUAUAAUCAAAAAAAAAUGUACGAAAAUGAGAUAUCAAUACCUGUUACGGACUCAGAAAGUGAAACAGAAGAAAAUGAUUACGACAAUAAACAGAAUUUUGCACAUUUUCGAAGACAAGAAAAAAAUUUUACUGUAACAUCGCAAAACAGAAUCUUAGAUCAAAUAUCAUCUAAUGCUAAAAAUAAAGUACGGACUUCAAAGUCUAUAUGGAAGUUUAAGAGUAUAGAGAGUAUAAGAUUGACAAAAAUUGAGAGUGACGAAAUUAAUGAUAACGAGGAAGAAUUAUUCAAUCAAACUCGAUCUCCAGAAGAUUUAUAUACUUCUACUGAACUAUCUAUUGAGGAUAGUAGAAUUAUGUAUCCUUAUUUUCCAGAAAAUAAUGGAAUUAUGAAUAAUUAUGAAAAACAUAUGCAUAGAGUAUUACUAUGUGUGGAGCAAUGGUUAUAUACAAAUAUUUUUAAAUAUAGUUUUUACGCAAAUAUUUCGAGUGGCAUCACAGCUACUUUCUCGAUCGUCAAUCAAACAGAAACAACACAUAGUAAUAUUAAAAAAAAGAGUUCAUCAUUCGGUAAAUCUUUUGUUGACGUAUUAGAGUCAUUAAUAGGAUCAAACGUUUAUAAUUAUGUUGAAAAAUUGUCGUCAUUGCCUGUGGAUAAUAUUCUACGUAUCGAUAUUAUUCUUCAACAAUAUGAAAAAAUACUUGAUUUUUUACUCGAACAAGGAGCAUGUUUGGCUCAUGUGUCAGCAUACUUUCUUUUGAAUUAUAAUGAUUAUGUUGUUUUCAUUGACUCCAUGAAAUUUUCUUUACAAAAAAAGAAAAUAGAAUCUUGUCAAUUUACAAAAUUAUCUAAGUCGCUAUUCGAAUCAAGAAGCAAACAGUGCUGGCUGGAUUUAAUUUUGCAAACAUACAAGUGUUUUAAAUUCAAUCAUAUAAACGAGAAUGAAUUAAGAAAAAAAUUAACAGUAUACUCAGAAGCAUCUCAAUCAAGGCGAUCUACAAAUUAUCGAGAGUCUGUGUCAUCGACUUCAAGUCUUCGAAGAAUGACAGAUUUUCAUGAUAAAAGCAUCGAGAAUAUUAUCAAUCUUAUGCACGAACGUACAAAAGAAAAUAAUGAUCAUUCAAACCAAGAAGUAUUAUUGUUAUCUUGGUUAUAUCAUCAUUAUGAAGAACAAAGAAAUCAAGAUUGGUUAACUGAUAAAAAAAUAACAUUAACUUCAUCAAAGCAAAAUAAUAUAGCACCUGAAAAGAACAUCGAUAACUUCGAUUUCAUUUUGUCGGAUGGCAUUAUAUUAAUCGCAGUUACUGGUGCUUAUUGCCCUUUUCUAAUUGAGGAGUAUUUUUCAAAUUUAUAUAUUAAUCCCAAAAGUAUCGAAGAGGCAUUACACAAUGCGAUUUGUUUGGUAACCAGCUGGAUAAAAAUUAGACUUGGCUUUAUGAUAACACCGUCACAGAUUGUUCAUCCAAAUAGUGUACAAAUGUUGAUGUUAGUCGCUCAUUUGUUUGAAACUUUGCCUUCCUACUUACCGAAAUCAAAGAUAAGAUUUAAUUGUCCUUUAACGAGAACUGUCGUUAAACAAGUAACUUUUACAAAUGUAACGGAUAAUCCAGUCAAAUAUUUGUUAGUUUUUAUUGGCAACGAUAAUGGUUUUUUCUCGUUAGUACAAACUCAAUCGAACAUUCGUAUUAAUCCUCACGACAGCGUACAAGUGAAAAUAUGUUUCCAUGCAAAAAAGAUAAGAAAAACAAAAGCGUAUUUACUACUUUGCGGUGCUGCAUAUGGCCCACAAUUUGGUACUAAUCAAACUUAUGUAUUGGAAGGUAACAUUAACAGCUUAGAAAUAUCGCAAAAACACGUCAUACGCAGUAAACUUUAUGAAAUUUUGAACACUAUUUUAAUCAUUAAAAUACCAUACGAAAAUGCAGCAGAUUAUGAAAUAUGGAUGACCGAAGAACAACCGAAUAAGACACCAAAUUUAAAAAUGACAAAAUGGUCAGAAUUACGAACAAGAAAAAUACCUAGAAGAUUAUUUUUGAAUCAAAAGAUUAUCACAGUUGAUGAAGAUGUAACGGAGAUUAAUUUAGGAAUCACCGUUGCAUGUGUAACACCUAGUACUAGAAAAUGUUGGCUCAUUUGUCAAUCUAAAACGGGCGAUUUCAUUAUUCAGAUAAUUUCACGUUGUCAACCAACCGUAAUCGAUCAUAUCGUGGUACAGUGGAAUAAAGAAUAUAAAGAGUGUAUUUGCACUGACGACCAAGGAUCGAAUGCGGAUUGUCCAUGUAACGUUACAGUUCUUAUACCAUCUCGGAAUAAUAAACUUUGGGGCUGUAUCGCCCAUAUGUUCCAAAAAACAUUAGAUAUCAAAGAACGUGCAUUCUGGUCUCGAUAUUUAGAUACAUAUAUUGGAUUAAGAUUAAUACACUGGCUCAUGGGUAAUGACAAUGAGACCGCGAAUUUAGAAUUCACGCAUAUAUUUAAAACAAAAGUUAGAUACUCUGUUUCUGCAUCAAAAGAAAAUGAUCUUCUCACAGUACCAGAGACUUUUAUUAUAAAUGACGUGAGAUUAGCAAAUCAGUAUGUUCCAAUGACAGUUCAUCUUUUACCGACUGAUUUACGAGUAUAUGAGACAACGUUAUCUUUGACUUCUGAAGAUGGUAAAGAAUUAAGACUUUAUGAAGUCAGUUUUUUGCAUGUCGAUGAGUGA
This is a messenger RNA of Vespula vulgaris, 6271 nucleotides long. RefSeq names its product cilia and flagella-associated protein 47-like. The record is from RefSeq and is a predicted model, not a curated record. The transcript has 23 exons. Gene Ontology annotation, molecular function: protein binding. Lineage: Eukaryota; Metazoa; Arthropoda; Insecta; Hymenoptera; Vespidae. Bases 134 to 6271 code for a protein of 2045 amino acids.